This is a messenger RNA of Oreochromis niloticus (Nile tilapia), 2330 nucleotides long. Its product is annotated as dickkopf-related protein 4. Lineage: Eukaryota; Metazoa; Chordata; Actinopteri; Cichliformes; Cichlidae. The transcript has 4 exons. The record is from RefSeq and is a predicted model, not a curated record. Bases 1562 to 2197 code for a protein of 211 amino acids.
UGCUGCUUCCCAGACUGUUGCUGUGUUUGUUGUGCGAUCGGACUCUCUGACGCUCGUCGAUGUCUCUCUGCCGUCACGUCUUUAAAGAAACUCACCUGUAAUCCCGAGCUGGAGUUUUCCUGUGGAAAGAGGAACACCCUCCAUCGUUUCCCUACCUCUGGGUAAAACUCUGCCACCUGCUCCAGCAGAAUCAGAAGCUGAACUGAUCCUCACCUGUGCCUCCUCCUGCUGCAGACACCUGUCCAUAAACCUGAGCUAGCCUGAGUCCACUGACAGAGUUACCUUCAUCAGUGAUGACACGGAGAGUUCGAGCGUUUAAGGACUGAUAACAGAGUCUGGAUGGGAUGAAGGGGUGGAGUUUCCUGAACAUGUCUCCAGACUGUCGAUGUCAGCGAUCACCUUUGCUCAGUGGCGCUCCAUCCUGCUAGAAACACUCCAAGCUGCUCCUGGAUGGUUAGAAGGUGUUGGUCUGUGAGGACGUCGUGCUGAGAUCAGCUUGGAGCUCUGAUACGGCGGGACUGCAUCUCCACACGUCAGGAUUUGGUCCAGAAGCUGAGACGCAGCAGAAGAAGACGGGUCAAGCACUGAGUGUGGGUGGAUGGCUCAUCCAGCAGUAAAAGUCUGAAACUGUUGUUCAGCGAAUCGCAGAAGCACGCAGAAAUCAUCACACUGAAGCGUCUGAGGAGCACAAACGAUGUUUCCUGUGUGAGCAGCUCCGCCUCUCCUUUAAAGGGAUGUGUGAGCCUUUCCCGGGACGGCGUGUUAGGAGCCACAAGCUCCUUCAGACAUGCUCGCAGUAAAGCAAAGAAGCUUUGAUGCGCGCCAUCGCACGACCGCGUCUCCAUCCAAGCACUCGAGAUCGUUCAUGUUUCAUCUUAACCCUUUGUGUCAGGCUGACUGACGUUCCUGUAGUUCUUCUUCUGCUCUGUGAAGCGCCUGCGCUGCUUCAGUGUCGUCAUCUCUUAAAUCAGCUUUAAUCACCUGCAAACACCCACACAUCCGCCCGCCUGAGAGACGCAGCUCCAGCUCUAAUGAGUCUUUAAGGUGACCUUUCAAACCACAUGAAGUGAAACCACACACACACACACACACACACACACACACACACACACACACACACACACACACACACACACACGGCUCUACCCGUCUCGUGUCUCCAGGUGUGUUUUAAUCUCUCUGUGGUCUCUGCGGUGUCACAUAUCAAACACUCUCCCGCCUCACCUGAGGCCGCGGGGCUUCCAGGAAGGAAGCGGCGGCGGCACCGUCUCUGCCGACUGAUCUGCUGGAGCUUCAAAAGCUCCUUCAAAACUUCUGAGGACCCGGCGGCUGACAGAGGGCAGAUCAGAGGGGAGGGGAGGGGUAUAAAAAACAAGCACACCUGAAGGCAGCAGGUAGAAGGAGGCGAGCUUCGUUCGGAUAAGCAGGCAGGAGACUCUGCGGGUUUGCUCCGAUGACUGAAAGAAACACAGCUCUGUAGGAUUUUCUCGUGAAGAGCUCAGAGGAACUGAAGAAGCUGUGAAGCCGUUAUUGCCCGACUGAUCAACUGAUUGAUUGGAGGAUGUGGAUGCUGCGCAGCGUCCUGUGUGUGUCUCUGGUCUGCGGUCUGGCUCUGGACUCAAACACCAUCAGAUCCUCCAAAGAGUCGACGCUGCAGAGCUCCGAGCUGCCGGAUCGUUCCCAUGACAACAGGACGGAGACAAAUUCCAACUCCCACCGACGACAAAGGCCGACAUGUACUGCGACCGAAUGCAACGCACCUCCGCAGAGGGGGCGCUGCAGUAACAGAGCUGACAGGAGGCCGUCCCCCAGUGACGGACAGGCGGACGGACAGGCGGGCAGAGUGACGGGAGGACAGAGGGACGCCGACGGCAACAGGACCAAAGCUCCGGAGAUGUCGAGCUGCGUGCGGUCCGGCGACUGCGCGGACGGCCUGUGCUGCGUCCGGUACCUGACCGGCAAACGGUGCCAGCGGAUCCCGGUGGAGGGCGAGGCCUGUCUACUGCGAGGUCCCACCAAGCGGAGGAGGAACCUGGGGCGCUGCGACUGCGACGCGGGGCUCUUCUGUGCCGCCGUGGACCGGGCGGAGACGGGCAAAAACAAGCGCCAGGGGGUGUGUGCGCCCCGGCCGAAGCAGGGCCAGCGGAAAACAAGGCAUUCUGGGAAGAAGCGGAGGACGGCAGAGGGGAGCUGCUGACGGUCUCAUGAACUCUUUAUUUAAGUCUGUAGAAGGUUUUAGAUGUUUCUCAUAUCACAGGUUCAUCCAAUCAGCAGCUGCCACACUUUCUCCAUCACUGUCACUUCAACCAAUAAAAGUCAAUGAAACUUGG